UCCUGGUCCAGACGAUCGGCGCGCAGGACAACUUUCACUCGCGUUAUAAGGCAUGGCAUGCAGCCUCUGAGGAAACGGAUGAAAAUCUACUGAACAUAAAAGAGAAGAAGAAUCUACUAAAGAUAAAAGACAAGAAGAAGAGACGAUUGAAGGAUUUUAUUUUGUUAAUCAACCCACGAGCAUGUCGAGAUAUCACCUUCUGUCCGCGUGGUAACCUGCAGCUGAACGCUUCUCUGAGACCGUCGGGAUGGAUCUGUGGGGACUCUAUCUGUUUCAUCUCCUAACUCUGGCUCUGUUAGAGGUGAUCCAGGCCGGGAGAGACUGCUUGCUGGCCGGAGACUCAUGCUCGGGUGAUGAGACUUGCAGUCCACGUCUGCGGACUUUGCGGCAGUGUGUGGCGGGUAAUGGCAGCGUGAAGCUGGGUCCUGGUGCCAGGAGUCAGUGUGCCAAUGCAGUGUCAGCCCUGCUGUCCAGCCCCUUACAAGGCUGCCAGUGCAAACGAGGCAUGAAGAAAGAGAAGAACUGCCUCAGCAUCUACUGGAGCCUUCAUCAGUCCAUCAUGCACGGACUGAACCUGGUGGAGAGUUUUCCCUAUGAGCCUGUACACAGGGAGUACGACUACGUCCGCUUGGCCUCUAUAGCAGCUGAGUCCGAUGUUGGCAUGACGACAGUGAACCGCUGCCUGGAUGCAGCGAAGGCCUGCAAUGUGGACGACGUGUGCCAAAAGCUCCGCACAGAGUACGUCUCGGCCUGCAUCAAACCCACCGCCAAGUCGGGGCUGUGCAACCGGCCUAAAUGCAACAAAGCGCUGCGCAGGUUCUUUGACCGCGUCCCCGCUGAUUACACACACGAACUGCUCUUCUGCCCGUGUACAGACACGGCGUGUGCAGAGCGUCGCCGGCAGACGAUUGUACCCAGCUGCUCUUAUGAAAGCGGAGACAAACCAAACUGCAUCACACAGAUGGGGAUCUGCAAUGCUGACUAUGUGUGCAGGUCUCGUCUCGCUCAGUUUCAGUACGACUGUGAACCGUCUGAAACAUCUGCCAACGGCUGCAGCCGCAGAGACCAUGGAGCCUGUCUCCUCGCCUACACGGGGCUCAUAGGAAGUACAAUGACUCCAAACUACGUCGACAACUCCACGUCCAGCGUGGCUCCGUGGUGCACCUGCUCCUCCAGCGGGAGCCGCAAAGACGAGUGUGAAACGUUCCUGGGACACUUUACCAACAACAUCUGUCUCCGGAAUGCCCUCAUGACAUUUGGAAGUGGAUCAAACCAGCAGCCGUCCGUCAGCCUGCCCAUUUCACCAAGUACACCAAGUACACCCAGUACACCCAGUACACCCAGUACAGCCAGUAGAUCCAGCCCUGGCCACAGCCAGGGUAGGGUUAGUGACAGGAUCACCACAUCUCCACAAGAAACGACAGAAACUAUGAGGAAGUUUCUGGACACACUCAUACCAACACAGGCUCUGGGAAACGAACUGCUACUGGGCCAGUCCAACCCGCCAUCCGACAGCCUCCAAAACGCCGCCUCGCCCUCCAGCUUAGAGCUCCAAGCGGCCUUCAGCCUUAUGUUGUUGCUCCUUCAUCUGCUCAACAACGGACGCUAAAGACUGCAGGGGUGCGUGCUGAGGAGCCUCGUAGCACCGUGCCGACUUGAGGACCCGUGCUGUUCAGAGGAACAAGGACUGUGUGGCAUUCGUCCUCCCUCUAAAUAUGUACCGCCAUUCAGUUUUUCUUUUUUUGUGUCUGAGAGGUCCAGCUUCCUGCAGACAACAGCCCGUCAUACCCGGCUCUCAGCUCUCAAACUGUAUUUGUUCAAAUGAAAAUAUACCAUGUGUAUAUAUAUAUAUAUAUAUAUAUAUAUAUAUAUAUACAGUAUAUAUUAUAUAUACUGUAUAUAUGAUGAAAGACGUGCACAGUGUCAGUGAACAUUUGUAAAUCAACUAAAGCUCUUAUUUCAAAUGGUGUUGAGGGGAGAUGGUCGGGCUGCGUCAGUGAGCUCUGUGCACGAUGUGAUUGUGAAGCUGCUUCAGUAUAUGAAGCUCUAAU
Messenger RNA from Labrus mixtus (cuckoo wrasse), 2051 nucleotides. RefSeq names its product GDNF family receptor alpha 4b (gene gfra4b). The record is from RefSeq and is a predicted model, not a curated record. Gene Ontology annotation, molecular function: signaling receptor activity. Gene Ontology annotation, cellular component: signaling receptor complex; external side of plasma membrane. The coding region runs from base 248 to 1609 and encodes 453 amino acids. Gene Ontology annotation, biological process: nervous system development. Lineage: Eukaryota; Metazoa; Chordata; Actinopteri; Labriformes; Labridae. The transcript is spliced from 8 exons.